GCCGGCCGAACGGCGCGCAGACGUGUGUACAAACUCUUUGGUGAGCGACGCCAUUGCUGGGAAAACGCGGGAAAGUUUGACAGUUAAGUUUUCGUACGAGAAUAAAGGACGCCAUGUUUGUUUUGAAGACCCUCCUCUUCACAACGGUGCUCGCCUGCACGUUCGCCCAAGGCCCGCAAGGUCCCACGACGACCCCCGUGCCAAUUCUGAAGCAGAUCAACCGCCAGAAUGACGACGGCUCAUACAGCUACGGCUAUGAAGCCGCUGACGGAUCAUUUAAGAUUGAGACGAAGUAUCCCAAUGGAGACGUGGCGGGGAAGUAUGGGUAUGUGGACGAGGGGGGCAAGUUGAGGGAGAUCUCCUACGGGGCGAGCAGCAAGAGAGGGUUCGAGCCGCAAGGAGCUGGUAUCAUGGUACCACCGCCCACACUGAACGACAACCCCACCAACGCGCUGACCGACGGCCAGGAAGACGACGGCCAAUACAGAGAAGACCCUAAGAUCUACGAGGACCCCAAAUACAACGGCAAGGCUUCGUCACGCCCCUCAGGAGCUUUCAGGCAGUUCCUCCGCCCUUCGCAGCCUCAGGAGCCACAAUACCAAGCCCAGAAUCAAUACCAGAUUGAAUCCCCAAGACCGCGACCUCAAUAUCAACAGCAGUAUCAACCUCAACCUUCGCAAUUCAGGUCUUCUCCGGUCUUCUCGCAGCAGACCAGUCUUUUCAGCCAGCCUCAGAGCAACCUCUUCAACCAAGCCCCUCAACAGUUCAACCAGGAAUACAGGCCGCAGAGUCAAGUCUACCACCAGCAACCGCAGUUCUCCUUCCAAACGUACACUCCUCAAUUGAACCAGUAUCAGAACCAGAAUUAUCAGAAUCAAAAUUAUCAAUACCAGGACCCUCAGAACUUCAACCCGUUUACCGGCCACCCAGCCCAAAACUUCGACCCUAACACUGGUUCCUACUCCAUCAACUUCACCGGUUAAGCAACCACGUGUUAUAGACAUAGGCAAAGGAAUUGUACAAAUAAUUCUAUUAUAUUUUGUAAGGGUUUUUUCAUUCCCAAAGCGACUCGAACGAGGUUUUUAUACGAAUUUUGUAUUUUUGUUAGUGCUAGUCAGUGUUUUUGGAGUUGUUUUGUAAAAUUAUAAGGAAUAUGGCUUUAACUUUAUUUUCCUUCGUGACUAACUCGUGGUAUUUAAGGAACGCAUGUGUUUUAUUACAAGUACAAAUGUAUUAUUGUUGUAAGAACGAUUUAUUUACUUACUUGUAUAUUUUUCUUCGUAUUAUUUUUGUGUAUUUAAAAAAUAUUCUGUCGUAAAUUACUUACUUAUCUAUCUAUUUAUUAAACUUAAAAAUAAUUACAUUAUAAAUAUACGUCCAAAUUAUUAAAUUAAUUACCACUAUCUCUACAUUCGUAAAUGUUUUCUGUCAUGUAAUGUUUAUUAUGUUGUCAUAUAUCUAUCCUUAUCUAUAGUUACAAAAUAUAGUAUAGCUACAAUAUACAACACACCAAUUAUCCCUAAGCGUACAAACAUUAUGCAAUAAUGGGUAAGUACUUUAUCACCGAUCAGCAUUCAAUAUGUCGAAUGUUACAAAAUGGCCGCCAUCGACAUGCGACGUGCUCGGACUGUAAAUAAACUAUUAAAUAUGCUGUUACGUAAAUAUUGACAA
Molecule: messenger RNA, 1671 nt
Organism: Pectinophora gossypiella (pink bollworm)
Lineage: Eukaryota; Metazoa; Arthropoda; Insecta; Lepidoptera; Gelechiidae
Gene: CPR55
Exons: 3
Coding region: 114-983 (289 amino acids)
Cellular component (GO): chitin-based extracellular matrix
Molecular function (GO): structural constituent of chitin-based larval cuticle
Source: RefSeq, a predicted model, not a curated record